AUGGAUAACAGAAAAUUUUUAAGGAUAGGAAAAAGUGUUGUUCAUGGUCGCAAAGGGCCAUUAAGAGGGGAUAUGGAAAAUGAUGAAGACGAAAAGAAUAAAAAAAAAAAUAAUGAUUCAAAUAAUAUUAUGAAUAUUAAUAAAGAUAAUGAAAUUGAUAAAGAAAUAAAAAAUGAAAAUAAUAAUUUAGAUAAAACAAUGAAUGAAGAUAUUUUAAAUAAUCAUUAUAAACAGAAUGACAAUGAACAUAGUAGUGGUGAUAUAUUUGAGCAGUUACUUCAAAGAGAAUUAGCAAAAGGAGCAUUAGGAGGUGGCGUCGUAGAAAAAAAUAUAAAUAAAGUAAAAGUAAAUUCUGAAAAAAUAGAUAAUUUGAAUAAAAAUGAAAAGAUAGAUGAAGAAAUAGAAGAUCUUUCUAAUAUAGAUUUAUGUGAAAGAAUAAAUAGUACAUUAGUAAAGUAUAGAAUGCAUGGUUACAAUGAAAUAAUAAAAUGUUUUACUGAUAAUAAUAUAAAUAAAAAAAUAGAAAUAAUUAAUUCUUUAUUUAAAGAUGAAGAGUGCAUAUUAAAAUAUAUAUCAGAUAGUAAUUUAAUAUGUCAAUUGAAGACAGCUGAGAUAGUUGAAGAAUAUUUAAAUGUAAUAAAAGAUAUAUUUUUUUAUAAUUUUAAAGAACAGUAUGAAAAUGAAGAAGCUUUAAUAAAUUCUUUUGUUAAUGAAUAUAGAAAUAAAUUAUAUAAUUUAUAUGCGAAAAUGCACAGCGUUUUAUGCGAAAAAAUAUUAACGAAUGUAAAAUCAUUUGAUAAUGGAUUUAAUAUAAUAAGAAAAAUAAUAGAAUACUGUUCUAAUGAUAAGAUAACAUUAAAUAUAAUAACGAUGUUAUGUGAGCAUCUAAAUUUAAUUUAUAUAAAAGCAAAUAAGAACGUAUCAAAUAUUAAAGGUGUUAAAAUAAAAGUUAUUUCCUCUGGUCUUUUAUUAUUUUAUAAAUUAUUAAAUUAUUUCGGCCCUAAUAUAAUAUGUGUGAAAACAAUAAAUAAAUAUUGCUUGAAAUUUAAUGAAAUGCUUGAUAAAACUGUUAAAACUAAUUUUUAUUUACUGUAUGUUGAAAUACUUUCCUUAAUUAAAAAUAAUGAUUUUCAAAAUAGCGUUUUAAGUGAAUUAAAUAGUCAACAAAAAAAUUAUAUAACUAAAGAAUUAAAAAAGGAAGAAAAUAGAGAAAAUAUUACUUCUAAAAGGAAUACUUAUUUAAUAAAUCAGAGUAGCAAUGAUGAACAGAAUGACAAUUAUCAAGACGCUUUUACAAUAAAUGAAAACAAUUUAAUGGAAGAAAAUGAUAUUUUUAAAGAAAUUUGCACAAAACAAUGGGAGAGAAGGGUUUUAGAAGGUUGUAUUGAUAAAAGUAGCAAUCAUAACAAUAAUUCUUUAAGUAAUGAAAAUUUAUUACCAUGGAAAAUAAAAGUAGAAGCAAUUAAUUUAUUAUAUGAUAAAAUAAAGUCAAAAUUUUCAAUUAAAAAAACUACUUAUGUGAAUACUUUAUUAAAUAUUAUUUCGAAAUUAUUAAAAAAUGAGUCAGCAUUACCUGUUGUUGUAUCAACUUUAAAAUUAUUACAUAUACUAAUUGAAAAAUUUGGAAAAGAUAUUUAUAACACAGUUAAAACAUUUUCUUUUAUUUUGUGUUCAAAACUAAAGGAUUCUAAUAAACAAGUUUCUAAUGCUUGUAUGGAAUGCUUAACUAAAGCUAUUGCAAUAUAUAAUAUUGAUAUAUUUAUUGAUGAUUUAUCUAAAAAUUUAAAGGAUAAAAACAACAAUACUAGAAUGGUUACUCUUGAUUUUCUAUUGAGAAUUUUUGAUUAUAUUGAUAAAAAAAAUAUAAUAUCUAUUAUUGAAAUUACAAAACAUUUAUUAAAUGAUACUGUUGCUAAUAUUAAAAAUACUGCCUUUAAAGUUUAUUCAUUAAUUAUUGCAAAUUAUGGUGAAAAUGUACAUUCCUCCUUUUUUAGUACUUUACCAUCUAAUAAGAAAAAGUCCAUAUUAUCUUUAUGUUCUACUGUUAAUAAAAAAAGGAAUAAUAAUAAUAAUGAAAAUAUGGAUUCACUAAAUUAUAAAAAUGAUUCAGAAUUAUCAAUUAAAUCUUUCAAAGAUAACAAUCACGAUGGUAUUAAUAAUAAUACAAUAAAUGAUAUGAGUGAUAAUUUAAGUUCUAUUUUACCAGAAAAUAUAAUAAAUAAUUUAGUAUCUAAUAAUUAUUCUUCUAAAAUAGAAGCAUUAAAUAUAUUAAACGAGUGGUUGAAAAUAAAAAUGCAUUUUACUACAAUUAAUUUAGAAAGUUUAAUUAGUUUAAUUAAGAAAAAUUGUUAUGAUUUUAAGGGGAAGUAUAAUCAACUUAAUAGCGUAAUAUAUGAUUUUUUUAAUAAUUUUAUUGAUUUGAUGUAUAAUUUUAAUAUUAAUAAUAUUAACAAUCCACAUUUUAUAAAUAUUUUGAAUACUCUUAUGUGUUUAUAUAUUGAUAAAGUUACUGAUAAAAAAGAAAAUAUAAUUUGUAAUAAUUUUAUAAAUAAGUGUUUUAAUUACUUUGAUAAUAAUAUAAUUAUUGAUAUUAUUAUAAAAAAUAGCGAUGCAAAAAAUACAAAGAAGUGUGAAGAAUGUAUCAAAAUAUUGCAAAAAAUAUUUCUAACAAAAAAUAGUAAUUCUAAUGUAAAUGUAAAAAAUCUUAUAUACUUUUUAAAAAAAUUUGUUGAUUCAAAAAAUAUUAAUUUAAGAAACUCCUCUAUUCUUAUGUUACAAAUUUUAUGUAAAAAUUUUGGAGAUAAAUAUGUUUUAUCUUAUUUAGAAGGAAUAUCUGAAAAUAUAAGACAAACUAUUAAAUUAAAAGAGGAUGCAGAAAGAUUUAUUUUAAAACAAGGGGUAAAUUCUUCUUCUAUACUAGCUAAAAAUAAUGACAAAAGUGUUAUCAAUUUAAAUAAUAACAAUAAAAUAUAUGAUAAAAUAAAAAAGCAAGAUACAUCAACACCAAAAUAUGAAGAUGUGAAUAAGGUAGAACCGUGGAAAAAAAAAAAAUGUAGUAAUAAUGAUAAUACUUAUUCUUUAAAUAAUAAUAUGAAUGAACAGAAAAAGGAAUUACAUUGUUUUGAAAAAAGUAAUACUUUAAAAACAGAAGAACCCUCAAAAUUAUCUAAUAUAGAAAUUGAUUAUACGAAUACUUAUUUGAAUUAUAAUAACUCAAAUAUCGUUCAGAAUCAAGAAAAUUUAACUAAUGAGAUAACAAAAGAUAGCAAGUUAGAGAACAUGAGUAGAACUAAUGAAAAAGGAUUAGAAGAAAGAUUAAACUUAAAAAACAAAAUAGAAGAGAAUAUAGAAAUUGAUGGAGAUAAAGAAGAAGAUGAGGAAGAAGAGAGGAUGAUAAACAUAAGUGAAAUAAUAAAGGAGUAUGUAAAUAACAUUUUGAAUGAAAGUAAUAAUAAUACCAAUAACGUAGCAAAUAAUACGUCAAAAAUUAUAAAUAUCAUUGAAAAAAUAGGAAAAUAUUAUAUUAACCCUGAUAAAUUAGAUUUAUUAAUAAAUAAUAUAGCUUUAAAUAAAAUAUAUAAUGGUAAUAAAAGUAGAUGCAUACGAUUAUUAUAUGUUCUUAUAUUUUCAUUAAGAGAAAAUGUUUACAUAUAUGCAGACAUUUUAUUUGAAUUUAUAAUAAGCAUGAUUGAUGAUAUGGAAAUAUCUAAUGAACACAUUGAUAAACUUUUAACAUGUUUAUGUAGAAAUUUAGGAAUUUCUAAAUAUAUAAGUUAUAUCAAUAAUUAUAUAUUAAAUGAAAAAUUAAAUAACAUAAAAGAAGAUAAUAAAAAUAUAAAGAAAAUUAAUAAAAGAAAUAAAAUAUUAAUUAUUAUAAAUAAUAUUAACAUAAAUCAUAUAUUAUUAUUGAAUGAAAAUGUUAUAAAAAAAAAAAUUCUCAAAUUUUAUUUGGAUUUAUUUUUUGAUGAUAAUGAGCAAGUAAGAGAAAAAUCUAGUAUUGUUUUAGAUAAUAUUUACUCUAAAUAUGGUGGAGCUGUUUUUUUUUCUAUAUAUGAAAAAUUAUCAGUACAUAAAAAGGAAUGUUUACAUGAUAUUUUAAAUCAAAUGAAAUCCAAAAAAGAGGAAUUUUCUUUUUAUAAAAUUUUUUUAUCAAAUAAUUCACAGCUAAAAAGAAUUUCUGUAAAUGAAAGUAACCUUAGUGUUACAACGCCAACAAUAAUAAAAUCAAAAAGCGUAAAGAGGUUAAGUUCUUUUAACAAAAACAAAAUUAUGAAAAUAGAAUUUCCUCCAUAUUAUAAAAUCAAACCAGAUAAAUUAAAAUGGGAUAAAAAUUUUGAUCAAUCUCAUUCAAAUUAUUUAAUGAAAGAAUUUAAAUCUUUUACGAGUAAUGAAUUAUUAUUACAUAUGUUUAGUGAAAAUGCAAAUAUGAUUAAUAGGAGUAUAUUAUUUUUUAAAGAUUAUCUUAGUAAUAGUUCCAAUCAAUCAAUACUUUUUUCAAAAUCUGGUUUUCUUGAUUUAUUACUUAAAUGGAUCAUUUUUGCUUUAAAUGAAAAUCAGGAUAAUAAUGAGUUAUUAUGUGCUUCAACAAAUUUAAUAAGAAUUGUAUUAAAAACAAUUGAAGAUAAUUACGUUUUCUUAAAUGAGCAAGAAUUAGUUAUAUUAUUAAAUUUUAUAUUUGACAAAAUUAAUAUAUCAUCAUCAGAAAUAAGAAAAAAAUUAAAGGAAAUACUUAUGUGCUUAUGUUAUACAUCGGAUUAUAAGUUAUAUUUUUCUCUCCUUUUAAAAAAUUUAUCAUCGUGUGAUCAAAAGAGGAUGUGUGAUUCACUAGAUAUUAUAUUGAAACUAAUUAUUUUAUAUAAAGAUAAAUGUUUAAAUCUUGAAAAAGAUAUAAUGAAAAUUCUUCAAGUUUUCACAUUAUAUAGCAAAAACAAGAAUAUAACCAUAUAUUGUUUAAAAAUAUUUGCAAAUAUUCAAACUUUUCGUCCUAAUUUUUAUAAAUGCAUAGAAAAUGAUGAAAUAUCUUAUUAUCUAAAAUGCAAAGUGGAUGAAUUUAUUGAAAAAUGUCCUGAUUAUAAUAUUAGUUUUAAAGACAAUGAGAAUGAUGAAAAUGAUAGUUCAUAUCAAAGUGAAAACAGUGAAGAAAAUUUAAAAGAUGAAGAAAAUACUGCUUUAGUUAAUUAUAUUAAGAAUAAUGCAAAUCAAAGAGCAUCAAUAAAAAAAGAAGUAGAAGGUUAUGUAAGUGAAUUUAAUAAAAACGUUGAAGAAAUUUUAGAAAUAAAAAAGAAAAUAGAAGAAAUUGAAAUUAAUAAAAUAAAUGAGGAUUAUAUAAAUAACCAGAUUUCUUACACUAGUAUAUCAAAUAAUUUAAAUUUUUCAAUAGAUGGGAAUAAUUAUUCUAAAUCGAAGGAAUUAUUUCAUAUAUUAGAAUCAAAAAAUAAUGAAAAAAUAGAAGGUUCAAAUUAUUAUAAUAAUUCAAUUAUAUACUUUAGAUUUGUUUAUUUAACAUCUUUUUUAUAUUCCAAUAAUGUAGAAACAAUUUCAAAGGUGUGUAAACUAAUUGUUGAUAAUAUUGUUCAAGUAGGAAAAAAAAGUAAAAAUGGGAAUUUUAUAUUAACGGAAAAUGGGAAUUAUAUUUUUAAAAAUUUUAACUUAUUUAUUAUUCUUAUUAAAGGAGCUAAUUAUGCAUUAAGAUAUUUAUUUCAAAAAAGUUUUGGAAAGGAUUUAAAAUCUUCAUUUAUUCAUUUUAAUGCAAUUUUAAGUGCUGUUUUAUUAGUAGAUAUUUUAAUGAAAAAAAAAAGUUGUAUAGCUAAACUUUCAUUCGAACAUUUUUCUUUUUUUUUUAUUAAUACUAUUGUUUGUCUAAGUAUAUACACAAAAGUAAUACAUACAAAUAAAUAUAUUUAUCUUUUUAAAAAUGGAGAUAUUGCUAGAAGUUUAGUAACUAGUAUACUAAAUAAUUUGUUAGGUAGAGAAUUUUUAACUAACCAUUCGAAAUUGUUAGAAUAUGUGUGUAAUGUUUCAUUUAAUUUGGGUUUUGAUAUAAUGAAAAAUAAUAAAAUAUUACUAGAUGAUUUAAGUGAUACUAGUGAUUUUUAUAUUUAUAUUAAUACAUAUAUAAAAAUUUUAAAUAAAAUAUAUAAAAAAAUUAUUAAUAAGAUAUAUGAAGAAAAUACUAAAGAAAAUAAUUUUGUAUAUAGGAUUUUACAUAUAUUAUUUCUAAAUUUAAGUAAAUAUGAUAUAUAUCUAUGUAAAAUAGAAAAAGAAAAAAGAAGAAAAAGGAAAAUUGAGAAUGAAAAUAACGAGAAAUACAAAGAAAUAGAUAAUAAUGAAUUAUACAAUAAAAAAAUAUGCAACGGAAAAAAUAAUGACGAAAAUGAUAUUAACUGUUAUAAUUCUGAUUAUUCUAUUUAUGGGUCACAUAUAACAUAUUAUGAAAAUUUGAAUGUAGAAGAAAAAGUUGAUAUUUCAAUGAAAAUUGAUUAUGAGGAAAAUAAAAAAGAAAUAAAUAAUAAAAAGGAAAAACAAAUAUAUACCGAAGAAGAAAUUGAAAAAAUAAAUAAAAAUAAAAUGGAUUUUAUGAAUAAGUAUUUAUUUUUUAUUCAAUUAAUUUUUUACGGUAUUAGAAAAAAUAAUCCCUUAAUCCUAUUAGCAUAUAUAUAUCAUGAAAUUAUUAAAAAUUAUAAUCAUAAUUUGCUUUAUUAUUAUAAAAAAAUUGAGCUCUUAUUAAAUAAAGAUUUAAGAAACUGCAUUGGCAAUGUUAAUGUAAAUUUUUCUCCUGAUUUUUAUUCAUUAAAUUUUUCUUUUGAAGAAUUUCUAAAUGAACAUAAUGAUCUUAAAGAAAAGGAAAAUUCUAUUUUUAACUCAUAUAAAAAUGUAUUUAGUUUAUAUGCAAAUUUUGAUUCUGAAAUUAUAUAUAAUAAUUUUGACUUAUCUGUUGAUGAUAUAAUAAAAAAAAAAAGAGAUUUUUUAGAAUCUUUAAAAAUGAUUAAUAUCAAUGAAAUUUCUUUUAAUAAUAACCAAUUUGAACAUCUAAAAGAAACAAUUAUAGAGUAUGUAAAUGAAUUAGAAAAUGUCGAUUUACUCAAUGACAUUAAAAAUAAUGAUUUUAUUUCUGAUUACAACUUUCUUUGUAUGAUGUAUAGAAUUCCUAAGAAUAUUGAAAAUAAUAAUACAUCUAAUAAUAAAGAAGAAAGCACAAAUAAUAAUAAUAAUAAUAAUAAUGAAAAAAAAUUAAUAAAUGAAAAUAAAGAAGUUGUAAUAAAUAGUGAAAAAAAUAAGAAUAAUGAACAUUUAUUGAAAAACAGUAUUACUGAACGAAUAAAAGAUGAUGGUGAUAAUAAUAUACAUGAUAAAAACAGCAGAGAAGAAAUGCAUAUAUUAGAUAAAGAAAAAAAUAAAAUUAAUUUUUCAAACAAAAAUGCAAAUACAGAAGAAGAUAAGAUAGAAAACAAAAAAUCUAAUGAAUUAACUUUUAUUAGUCAUAACAUAUUUCUAAGAAAUCAGACCAUUGAAAACGUAAAUAUGAAUGAAUUAUAUACGAAAUAUAAUCCUAUUAAUAAUUUUUCAUCUUAUAUAAUAACACAAAAUGAGAAUAAAAAAGAAUUAAAAGGAAAUGAUAAUAAUAAUAAUAAUAAUAAUAAUAAUAAUAAUAAUAAUAAUAAUAAUAAUAAUAAUAAAAUCAAUUCAGAUUGUAAUUCAAAAAAUAUAAUAACAAAUGAUAUCAUUCAUGAGAAUUCACAAGAAUAUAACCAGUGUAUAUAUGAUAAAAAGGAUUGUUUAAACAUAUUCCAUAAUAAAUUUAAUAAAAAUAAUGAAAUAAAUGAAAAUAAGUAUAUCUAUAAUUAUAAUGACCAAGUAACAUAUAAAGAGGAAAGAAACAUAUGUAAUAUUGAUUAUAAUCAAAAUAAAAAUUAUGAUUACAACAAAAUGGAUAAUAAUGAAAAUGAAAGAUGUAACAAUUAUCAUUACAAAAGUACUAUAAAUAAUGAAAUGAGAAAUGAAAAUUACAAUAAUAGAAUGAAUUCUGAAUAUGAGAAUGAAACUUAUGAAGAUAAUAAAAAUAAAAAUAACAAUGAUUGGCAACAUUGUUAUAAAGAAAGAAACACACAAGAAGAAGUAAAAGAAAUAGAAAGUGAAUGUAAAUUAAAUUAUGAUAAUAACAUAAAAAAUAGAGAACUGUUUUAUAAUAUAAAAAAUGAAAAAAAAAGUAAUGACGAAAUAAGCGAAAAUAAAUUAAUUUUUUUAAAAAAAAACAUACCAUCUUAUAAAGAAGAAAAUCAAACAAAUUGCUUAUUGAAAGAAAAAUCAAAUGAAAAGUGCAAAAUAGAUGAUGAUAACAAUGUUAAUAUACUUAGAAGUACUAACAAAUCAUUUUUAAGAAGUAAAACAGAUGUAAGGGCAUUAGUAAAAAAAUAUGAAAAUCAAAAAGAUGCAGUUGAUGGAAAUUCAAAGGAUCCUCAUGUAUUAAUGCAAAAAAAAAAAUUAGAAAAUAUGUACAAUAAUAAUUUAAAUAAAACUAAAAUUAAUAAAAUGUUUUAUAAAGUACCUUCUAAUUUAGAAAAAAAAAAAAAUUAUGUAUAUGAAAGAAGUAUAAGUUCAACUUUUGAAUCCAAAACAAAAACAGACAAAAAUAAUUUAACAAAAACUUCUCCUGAUCAAAAAUUAAAAGAUUCAACGACAAAAAUAAAUUUUUUAAAUAAUUAUAUUCAUACGAAGAAUGAAAAUAACAAAUCUAGUAUUGCAACAAAUAGUAAUAGUUCAAGUAGUAUUCAUAAUAAAAAAAAUGAUUCAAAAAGCAAUACACCAUCAAAUUACUCUACAAAAAGAAAAAAUUUUAUUGGUAUUUCAUUUCCAUUAAAAAAAAAACAUAUAAAUAAAUAA
Plasmodium gallinaceum is the source of this 8880-nucleotide messenger RNA. RefSeq names its product conserved Plasmodium protein, unknown function. The record is from RefSeq and is a predicted model, not a curated record. Bases 1 to 8880 code for a protein of 2959 amino acids. The transcript is spliced from 10 exons. Gene Ontology annotation, biological process: mitotic spindle organization; microtubule polymerization; establishment or maintenance of microtubule cytoskeleton polarity. Gene Ontology annotation, molecular function: microtubule plus end polymerase activity; microtubule plus-end binding. Lineage: Eukaryota; Apicomplexa; Aconoidasida; Haemosporida; Plasmodiidae. Gene Ontology annotation, cellular component: centrosome; microtubule plus-end; kinetochore.